Polyodon spathula (Mississippi paddlefish) is the source of this 3233-nucleotide messenger RNA. Its product is annotated as collagen alpha-3(IX) chain-like. Lineage: Eukaryota; Metazoa; Chordata; Actinopteri; Acipenseriformes; Polyodontidae. The transcript has 32 exons. The record is from RefSeq and is a predicted model, not a curated record. Bases 187 to 2223 code for a protein of 678 amino acids.
UGAGCUCAGCCCCUUCAGCUGGAGACUCGGGUUUAUCUGGAUCCAAAGUAAACGCAUUCAGGCGGUCUGAGCUGCAAGGUGACGGAACUGUCCGUCUAAAACCGGGAGGAGAGAGAGAGAGAGCGAGAAGGAAAGAAAGGGAGAGCCGUUUUUUAAGUUAAAAUCAGUGCUGAGAGGACAGGAGCCAUGGCUACUUUCUCGGCUCUAGGGCUGCUCUUUCUUUGUCAGAUGUUGACCCCUUCGUUAGCUCAGGCACCCGGCCCUCGAGGACCCGUCGGCCUGCCAGGACCACCGGGACCCCCGGGGAAGGAUGGCAUUGAUGGAAAACCUGGUCCUCCUGGUCUCCCUGGCCCAGCAGGACCUAAAGGAAAAGCCAGUACUGCAGGAGGAGCAGGACAGCCUGGGUUACCUGGUCUUCCAGGCGUCGACGGUUUAACAGGCCAGGAUGGCAUUGCAGGUAAAGACGGACCCCCUGGACCCAGGGGAGAAGAAGGACCUGCAGGGCCCGGAGGACCACCUGGAAGGGGGAGACCAGGACCUCCAGGUCCAGCUGGGGCAAGUGGACUUCCAGGCGGGUUGGGGCCACAGGGGCCCACGGGACCUGAAGGACCUCCUGGCCUUUCUGGCCCCCCUGGCCCUCCUGGACCUCCAGGCCUCCCUGGAGCUUUUCCUGAUGGCAGCGGAGAUGCUCUGUGCCCUGCUAUCUGUCCUCCAGGCCCCUCUGGACUUCCAGGGAUGCCAGGAUUUAAGGGUCACACAGGUCACAAAGGUGACAAAGGAGAACUUGGAAAGGAUGGAUCAAAGGGCGACCCAGGUCCCCCAGGUCCACCUGGCAUCCCAGGAACUGUUGGCUUGCAGGGGUCUCGAGGGUUAAGAGGACUGAUGGGCCCAAUGGGUGCAGUCGGCGACCGGGGUCGCCCUGGUUUCCGUGGUAAUCCUGGCAAUGCUGGAGUCAUUGGGACAACAGGUGAUGCAGGAGAGAAAGGACCAGAAGGAUAUAAAGGCCCAAAGGGUGAUAUUGGAAAGCCUGGAGCGAAGGGAAUGCCAGGAAGAGCUGGAAGUAAAGGAGAGCCUGGUAUUCCUGGACGGGAUGGAAAAGACGGGACACCAGGCACUGACGGAGGCAAGGGGGAUUCUGGACGCUCAGGUGUCCCUGGGGAAAGGGGACCCAAUGGCCUUCCUGGGUUACAAGGAAAGGCUGGAUCCAAAGGCUCUAAAGGAGAGAGUGGUGAUCAAGGAGUGACGGGAGACACUGGUCCAUCUGGAGAGCCAGGUAUUCCUGGAGAAAUAGGUAUUCCUGGAGAAAGGGGUGAGGCUGGACCUAGAGGAAUAGCAGGUGGGAUCGGCGCUCAAGGAGACCUCGGACCUCCUGGUGUGAAGGGUUUCCAGGGAAUUAAAGGUGGACUUGGGGACCCAGGUUUGCCUGGACCGACUGGAAUCCGAGGAGAUUUUGGUGAGAGGGGUCCAGUUGGAGCAUCAGGCCCCAAAGGUGACAUGGGUAUUGCUGGCAGUGAUGGACUCCCGGGAGAUAAAGGUGAACCGGGUCCUACUGGUCCAGUUGGUCAGAAAGGAGAGUCUGGGAAACUUGGCGAGUUGGGACCAAAAGGCUUUACCGGCCCUCAGGGGUCUAUUGGAGCAAGAGGGGCCCCUGGCAAACCCGGCGUCAUGGGCUUCCAGGGCGAGCAAGGUCUUAGCGGCAUUGCAGGGAAAACUGGGGUUCCUGGCAAAGUGGCAAGUGAACAGCACAUCAGGGAGUUAUGUGGCGAAAUGGUCAAUGAUCAGAUUGCCCAGUUGGCUGCUAACUUAAGGAGACCACUGGCUCCUGGCAUGGUGGGUCGCCCGGGUCCUGCUGGGCCCCCAGGACAGACUGGCGUUACUGGUUCAAUAGGGCAUCCCGGAUCCCGCGGACCCCCAGGAUAUAGAGGACCUCCAGGGGAGCUGGGAGACCCUGGCCCCAGAGGUGACCUUGGUAACAAAGGAGACAAAGGAUAUAUUGGCAAAGGUAUUGAUGGACCUGACGGAGACCAAGGGCCUCAAGGGGUUCCUGGUGUAGCUGGAGUUAGUAAAGAUGGUCGUGAUGGUGCUUAUGGUGACCCAGGCUUGCCUGGCGAGCCUGGAAGAGUCGGCUCAACCGGGGCGCAGGGAACACCUGGAAUCUGUGAUACAUCAGCCUGCCAGGGACCUGUCGCAGCUGGGAAAUCAACCAACCCCAAAAAUCAUUAAACUGGGGGAAAUCAGACAGAAAAAGGAGGGAAGUGACUAUUUAAUAACAAAAGACAGUGGGAAGAAAGGAAGAAUUUAAGGCUCCUCCACAAGGCAAGUGGAGAGAAGUGAAAAUAUUAAGAGCAGAUGAACAACAUUUCAGGUCGCUUAGCCACCAAAUAAGUCACCUAUGAAUUCUCUACUGAAAAGGUGCUAAAAAGACAAUUCUUAAGGGCUUUUUUUUUGUUUACAAUAUUUUUCAAGCUUUUGUAUAUUUUUUGGUGUAAUAAACUACCAUCCCUCUCAUGAAACGGAAGCCCUGCUACCUUCAAUUCUCUCUGAACGUCUUCGCAAUAGUAUUAGACCUUGCAUUUGGUGUUACCUGUUUGUGGAAUCCUCAUCUCUUCUUAGGAUUUGUGAAAGCUUACCUCAAAAAAGAAUCCCAAAAAACUAAUUUGUAAUACUAAUUCCAUACAGAGCUUUAACUCUGUGAAGGGGCUUUGUGUGUGUGUGUGUGUGUGUAUAUAUAUAUAUAUAUAUAUAUACAUAUAUAUAUAUAUAUAUAUAUAUAUAUAUAUAUAUAUAUAUAUAUAUAUAUAUAUAUAUAAAGAAGGUACAAGUAUUUUGUAUAGUUCCUAAGUGUAUCUAAAAUAACAUCACUUUCUAGACACUGUGACCGUUUUUUUUUUUCAACAACCUGAUGUUUUUAUUUUUCAUUUAUUUGUUUAAUACUGCAACAAAUCUCCCUUUUAAACGUGUAAAGAAAUAAAAACAUUAAAAAUGUCUGUGUGGAUGCUGCAACAAAUUUUACUAUUCAUUUUUUUAUGUGUUAAUUUGUUUAAUCUUCCUUUAGUGUUAUUCAUCUAGGCAAAUUAAACUCCACAUCCAUGAGGUAAUGGUUCUGUAACUAUUAAAUAUACAUGAUUUUAAAUAGUAUUUAUUAUCUGUGGGUGACUGUAUGUACAGUAAAGCUCUAUAGCAUCAUAUGUUGUAAGAAAUAAUGAAUAAAGCCACUUUUCAGUAAAACAUUA